Molecule: messenger RNA, 2511 nt
Organism: Lodderomyces jiufengensis
Lineage: Eukaryota; Fungi; Ascomycota; Pichiomycetes; Serinales; Debaryomycetaceae
Exons: 1
Coding region: 1-2511 (836 amino acids)
Cellular component (GO): nucleus
Molecular function (GO): DNA binding
Source: RefSeq, a predicted model, not a curated record
AUGGAUUUAUAUGGACUGGAAGAUGUCAAUAAUAAACAAGUUAAUGCAACAGAUGAUGAAAGAGAAUACGAAGAAGAACAAGAAUAUAUUAAUACCCCAGAUAGUAGUGAUAUAACAGACGUUGAUGCAACUCCUCCAAGAGUAAUGGAUUUACAUAUGUCAAGUAUAAUAUCAGAUUUAGAAGAAGAAGAAGAAACCACAGUAAAACCACCACAUCAGUUACUUUCAAUAUUGACAGGAAAUCAAAAGAAGAGGAAAGUUUUAAAAGAAGAAAUAACACAACCAAAACCUGAAACAUUAGAAGAUUUAGAAAAGAAAAUGUACUCCAAGAUUAAAUCAACAAGUAUAAAAGAUUUAUUUACAUCAUAUAAUAAAAAAGAAUUUAACUCAAACAUCACUAUAAAAAUAAGUUCUGAAAAGCUUAAGAAUAUACGACCGACUCCACCAAGUGAAAAAAAGCAACCGCCACUAGUCAAAAAACCUGUCAUUGAUCAUGAAUCAAAAAUCUUUGAAAAUGCUAAAAGAACAACAGCAAGAGAUUUAUUCAACAAUUUUAAACCAAAAGUUACAGAAUUACUACAACCAGGUAUUACCACCUACCCAGUCAUCAUCAAAUUAAAUCCAAAUCAAUUGGCAAAAUUUAAUCUUAAUCCAUUAAGAACAAAAGGAAACAACGUCAAUGGAACUUCAUGUAAAUCAGUUUUUGCUGAAAUGAUGACAGCAAGUAAGAACAACAAACUCAGAACUACAACACAAAUUAAAGAAAUGAAACUACCACCACUUUCAAAAGAUCAAUUUCACGUUUUAGAUGAAUUCAUAUCAUAUAUUCCACCACUACCUAAAAAAUUGCAUGUACAACCAGAAGAAUUUUCUGGUAUUGUACCACCUCCAAAUAUUCCAAAAUCGAAAUCAAAAUAUUCAUAUACAAAUUAUACUGUAAAUAAAAAAGAAUUUGCAUUAAAUAAAAUACCUAUUCUACAUAAAGCUCCACAACUUCAAGCCAUUUUCAAUAAACUUGAUCAACAACAACCAGAACCAAAAUUACCAUGGGUAAAUAAAUAUCAACCUGAACAAAUGUCAGAACUAGUCAUGCAUAAACAUAAUUUGAAACAUAUAAAAAAUUGGAUAGAAAAUUCAUUCUUAAAAUUAAAAUCUCAAGCACCAGUUAAAGACCUUAAUCGAAAAUUAAAGAAACGGAAAUUAGAUUCAUUUAUAUUAGAUGAUGAAGAAACAGAAGAUGAAAUAUACCUGCCUUUUCUUAUAUUACAAGGUUCGUGUGGUUCAGGAAAAUCUACUGCUGUUUUUACUGCAAUGCAUCAAUUAAAAGGGUAUGUGCAUGAGAUAAAUACCGGUAAUGCAAGAAGUAGAAAAGAUAUUCAUAAUUCAUUAAAAGAAUUAUGUACAACUCAAUUAGUUAAUGAUACAAAAGAAUUCCAAAAGGGAUUAGUUUUAUUUGAAGAUGUUAAUAUACUAUUUGAACAAGAUAAAACAUUUUGGCAAGUAGUUCAAGAUAUUAUAAAUGUUUCUAAAAGACCUAUAAUUUUAACAUGCGAAGAAUUAUGGAAUAUUCCUAAAAACUUAAUACAAUUUGCACAAGAUGAUGAUUCAAUUAUUUUCAUUGAUGAUUAUCCUGUUUCCAAAAAAUUAGUAGCAGAUUAUAUGUGGUUAUGUUGCUUGAAUGAAGAUUAUGAUGUUGAUGAUCAUAUUAUUGAUGAAAUUAUUGAUGAAAAUUGGAAUGGUCAUAACUAUGAUUUGAGAGGUUGUUUGAAUCAGUGUGAAAUGUUAUGUAAAAUUGAUCAUCUACCAGAACAAGUUGUGAAAAUUACCAAAAUCGUUGAUAUGAAAGUAGACGAAUCCGAAAAUUUAGAAGUUCAAGCUCAACAAUAUGAUUUGAAUUCAGCAAGUGAUGUCAUUUCAAGUUGUUCAAAAUCUCAAAUAUUAUCAGACAUUCAAGAUAAUGAAUUCAUAGAUUUAUAUUAUAUCGAUGAUAUAUCAAGAAAGAAAUCUACCCAAUUUUAUGAGUUCAAUUGUGGUGAAGAAAUCAAGUCAUUAUUAAAUCUUACCAUAACCGAUCAACCACAGCCAAAAUUCAUGUUAACAGACUUAAUGUACGAAUGUCAAAAUUUUAUAGGUUCAAGAUCCAAAAAAUUUUCUAAAUUUUUUUAUCAACAUAUAGAUCAUUCAAGAGCAACAAGAUCAAGUAGUGAUUUAUCAAAUCCUUAUAAUGAACCAACUACAGGAUUACCAGAAACUUCAUUUUUAUAUAAUAUAUCACCUGCACCUUUUGUAUUAGAUUUAUUACCAUUUACUAGAUCUUGGCAAAUUUUUCAAAAUGAAAUUGAUAAAUAUGAAUUACAAAAUUUAAAAGAUGGUAAUGCUAGUGUAAAGAAAUUUUUACAGUAUAGAGAUUUUCAACAUAAGUCGAGUUUAAUUGCUACUAUUCCAGAUGUAACGAAAAUGAACUCCUAUAAUGAAGUGGGACACAAUCCUCAAAUAGGUCUUAAUGAAUAA